CUUCUUUUUCUUCACUUUGCUAGAGGGCGUUCCUCUCCUACCAACUUUUAGGUUAUAUUCUUCACAAUUCCUUUAUUUCCUUGUUGCAUACUUCAUUAAUUUAUUCUUAAAUUUACGUUUUUUAGUUCUAGCCUAUUGUAAAUUAAUCUAUUAUCUUAUGUCCAAGUCUUAAUAUUUUUUAAUUCACAUAUCUAUACUUUUUCCAAGGAGAGAUCAUACUUGUCAUGCAAGUUUUCAAUACUAAAAGUAAUGCGCAUGUGCUCUUACGAUGCUUCGUAAUUCAAAUUUUCAAAAUUUCAAGAUAAAUCCCCAAAUUUUCGAUUUUCCCAAUACACAAAUAAUUAAAUUUCCAAAUUUUUUCAUGCUUAUUCCAUACCUCUUCAAAUCGUAUAUUUUAUUUACAAUGUAUACGACCGGCAAAGUAAUAAAUAUAUGAUAGCGAUAAAUGGUGGGGAACCUUCUGAAAUUAGCAGAGUUGCGCAAAUUGAUUAUGAUCUCCCGUUGAACAAAGUAUAUCAGUUUUUUCCUCAGAAACACUGAAAAACACACUCACUUUAUCUCAUAUGCGCCAUCUUCACUCAUUCAAUUAUAAUAAAUGAAACCGCUACAUUGGAAACUGAAAACAGUGUUUUUAGGCAGCCAGAAUGUUGUAGAAAUUUUAAAGUAUGUGACUGAAAAUUAUAAUAAUAAAUCAUUCAUACAUAAAAUACAAGAAAUAUGAGUGGUAUCUGCAACCGAUAUUUAAUAACAUCAAGAAAUGUCUUCCUACAACAUCGAAAACAAGACUUUAUUACUUCACUUUUUGCACCUUACGUAUUUUCCAAUCAAAUACGUAACAAUUUUAAUUCUGUGAUACCAGUAAAACUGGCAUAUAUUUCCUAUGAAUCAAUGAAUGGAAACAAAAAUGCUUUGAAACAACCUGUUAUAGUAAUGCAUGGCCUUUUUGGUUCUAAAAAUAAUUGGAAUUCAUUAUCAAAAGCAAUUCAUCAGCAAACAGAUCGUAAGGUAAUCACUAUAGAUGCAAGGAACCAUGGAGAUUCCCCACAUUCUACAGAAAUGUCAUACAGUCAUAUGGCCCAAGAUAUAGUUCAACUUAUGAAUGAUUUAGGAUUUUCAAAAGCUACACUAAUAGGACAUAGUAUGGGAGGUUCUGCAGCAAUGUAUGUAGCUUUAAAUUAUCCACAAUUAGUUGAAAAAUUAGUAGUAGUAGAUAUGUCUCCAGUGAGGACUAGUCCUCAGCUUAUGGAAAUGGAAAAAAUAUUUAAAGCAAUGCGUACAGUAAACCUAGAUGAGAUUACAACGCUUACGAAAGCUCGAAAUGCAGCAAAAGAGCAACUUGCAGCUUCCAUUAAAUCUUUAAGUCUACGUCAGUUUUUAACAAUGAACUUAGUAGAAGCAGAUAUUGGAAAAUUUAAAUGGCGGGUUAAUUUACCUGUAUUAGAACAAAAUUUUGCGAGGCAUAUAGCUGUAUUUCCAAGUGUAGGAUCAAAAGCCUACACUGGACCAACAUUGUUUAUAGGAGGUUCUAAAAGUGAUUAUAUAAAAGUAGAAGAUCAUGACAAAAUAAAGCAACUGUUCCCUAAUGCUGAAAUUUUGUAUAUAAAUGGUGCUAAUCAUUGGGUUCAUGUAGACAAGCCAUCAGAAUUUCUAAAGAUUACUACUAACUUCAUUAAAUGAUCAUAAUUUAUUGUCAUCUUAAAUGUAAAAAAAAUACACAGCAAGUUUUGUAAAUAUAUAUACAUAUAUAUUUGUGAAAUGUGUAACAUUACAUAUAAAGUAAGAAAGAAAUAGCAAAUGAAAAUAUAAUUGUACACAGUGUAAACAAAUUGCGUUUUCCGUGCUUAUUAUGAAUUUACAAACUGUAACAUUUUUUUAGUCUCUUAUUUUGUUGUUUCCAUAAAAAAUACAUAUUUCAUAUCUUCUCAUUCAAAAAACAUUUUAUCAAUAUUAGAAAACAAUUAUAAUGAUAGCAAUACUUCAAUGCUUGAAAAAUAAAAUCUUUGGAGCGUA
Molecule: messenger RNA, 2010 nt
Organism: Megachile rotundata (alfalfa leafcutting bee)
Lineage: Eukaryota; Metazoa; Arthropoda; Insecta; Hymenoptera; Megachilidae
Product: sn-1-specific diacylglycerol lipase ABHD11
Biological process (GO): lipid metabolic process
Cellular component (GO): mitochondrion
Molecular function (GO): carboxylic ester hydrolase activity
Source: RefSeq, a predicted model, not a curated record